GUUACAUUUCUUUACAUCUCAUUUUGUGUGUGGAAAGAGAAAAAGAUGUCAUAUCACCAGUCCUCAUGACACACAGGUGACCAACAUGGUUUGUCAACAAGUCAAGUGUUCUCCGCUGCAAUUGGCUCAUAAUAAUCUCUGGGACUGAUAAAAAGGUGUUCUACUAUCGGAGAGCAACUGUAGUCCGGCUUGGCACAUAACUUUUGAAGGAAGAGCAAAAAGAUACGGUUUCAAGAUGAAGUUUUUACUGCUUACAAUCGCCUUUGUAGUCACCAUCUGCUAUGUCAGUGCAGGCAAGACACAGAGGAUGCUUGCAGCCAUGAACGCAGGAUUGGUGCCAGGCGUGAACGGAGCACUGGUGCCAGGCAUGAACGCGGGAUUGGCAUACGGAGCGAACCCUCGGUUGAUGGCAGGAGGCCUGAACCUGCCCAUGGUGGCGGGCGGUGGGGCAGGCUUCAUCGGGCAGCCACAGUUCCCACAGUUUGUUCCUGGACUUCCUGCUUUUGCUUUGCCGGCUCCGGUUCCCAAUGUGUACCCCUUCCCAGCUGUCAAUACGCUUCCUUUCAUGGGAGUCCCUCAAAUGGCCCAGAUGAAUCCUGCUCAGCAGCCUCCGAUGGGGGUUACAGGUGGUGCCGUGGCACAGCAGUUUCCCCUUCAGGCCGAUCCGCUCAGAAGAUUCAGGCGUCAGAUUAUGAAACAGGGCAACAACAUGAAGACCACUGUGGAUACUCAGAUUCCAGCUCCCACUGACACAGCGACAGCAUCAACUCUCUGUGACGAACAUGAUCGUCAUGAGGAUAAUUAAGACGACACUGCAACAUAGUGUACGACAAUAAAACGUUGACUUUUAUGGUUUUUGAUCACAGCACCUGUGUGUAUUAUGUUUUAUUUUCAAAUGAAUCUCAGUAUAAAUUACAUGAUGGUGGACUAUACACGUUUACUUUCCAAUAAAAAUGAAUUCUACUGAAAAGUUU
Scophthalmus maximus (turbot) is the source of this 974-nucleotide messenger RNA. It is a transcript of the gene scpp9, whose product is annotated as secretory calcium-binding phosphoprotein 9. The transcript has 9 exons. The record is from RefSeq and is a predicted model, not a curated record. Lineage: Eukaryota; Metazoa; Chordata; Actinopteri; Pleuronectiformes; Scophthalmidae. Bases 236 to 805 code for a protein of 189 amino acids.